AUGUUAUUACGCAGCUGCUCAAGGGUGGCCGGUUUUACUAGGAAGUCAAUUUUCUCUGUGGUUGCAGUUCCAGCAUUAGCUAUUGGUAUAUACAGGGUUUCAAAGUUUCAGUAUUCUACAAUGUCAUCACCAAAUUUGUUUAUUGCACCUCAAUCAGCUCCCAGUUGGGCUUUCACGCCUCAAUCGUUGUUAGAUGAAACUCAUAGAUUGAUUGAAAGUUCUAAGCAGUUUUACGAUUCAUUGGCACAGUUGUCUAAUCCAACAGUGGAAAAUUUAGUCAAACCAUACAUGCAUCAUGAAAAUGGAGUUGGUUUAAUUGAGAGUCAAUUGACUUUCCCUCAACAAGUUUCUGCAGAUAAAGAAAUUAGAGAUGCUUCCGUUCAGGCAACGGAAUUUUUACAGAACUUUGGCAUUGAACAAUCCUUGAGACAUGAUUUAUUCCUACAAUUUGAUAAAAUUUGGAACGAACUAAAGGACAAGUCGUUCGAACAAGGUUCUCAAGAAUAUGAAAUUUACAAAUAUGUGGAAAAGAUUCAUAGAGAUUACACUAGAGAUGGAUUACAAUUACCUGAGGAUAAAAGAGAUAAAGUUAAGCAAUUGAAGAUAAAGAUUGCCGCUAAUAGUUUGGAGUUCUCUAAAAAUCUCGGUGAACAAAAGGAAUUUGUAGCUUUCACCAAGGAGGAAUUGGAUGGUGUUUCUGAGUCAGUUAUGGAUCAAUUUGAACAGUUCAAAGAUGAAAAUGGUACUACCAAGUACAAAGUUACCUUUAAAUAUCCUGACAUUUUCCCCGUUUUGAAGACUGCAAAGAAUCCAAAAACUAGAAAAUUGGCAUUUGCAAGGGAUCAAGAUAAAGUUCCUCAGAACGAAAAAUUGUUUGUGGAGACUUUACAACUGAGGAACGAAUUAGCAGACAUUCUUGGAUAUUCAACUUAUGCUAAUUACAAUUUAGAAUUAAAGAUGGCCAAGAACCAAGACAACGUUUGGAAAUUUUUGAACGAAUUGAAAGAUAAAUUGAAACCACUAGGAUUGAAAGAAGCAGAAAAUUUGAAACAAAUAAAACAAAAGGAGUGUGAAUCCCUUGGGUUACCGUAUGAUGGUCACUACUACGUAUGGGAUCACCGUUACUACGAUAAUAAAUACUUGAAAGAUAAUUACAAUGUGGAUUUGGAAAAAAUCUCUGAAUACUACCCCAUAGAAUCAACUAUCAGUGGUAUGCUAUCCAUCUAUGAAACCUUACUAAAACUAAAAUUUGUCGAAGAAACUGACCCCGAGAAGAGAAGUGUUUGGCAUGAAGAUGUUAAACAAUUGGCAGUUUGGAAAAUGGAUAAUCCUUCCAAACCAGAAUUCGUUGGUUGGAUUUAUUUCGAUUUGCAUCCAAGAGAUGGUAAAUACGGCCAUGCGGCUAACUUUGGUAUUUCUGCCUCCUAUGUGAAAGAGGAUGGAACUAGAUCUUAUCCUGUAACGGCUCUAGUGUGCAAUUUUUCAAAACCAAGUGCCAAAAAACCUUCACUUUUAAAGCAUAACGAAAUAUCCACUUUUUUCCACGAACUGGGUCAUGGUAUUCACGAUUUAGUUGGUGAAAAUCGUUUAACUACAUUUAAUGGUCCUGGUGCGGUUCCUUGGGAUUUUGUUGAAGCACCAUCCCAAAUGCUGGAAUUUUGGACUUGGAAUGAAAGGGAAUUACACGAAUUGUCAUCACAUUACGAAAGCGGUGAGAAAAUCCCCAAAGAUCUCCUACAAUCGUUGAUUUCCACAAAGCACGUCGACGGUGCACUUUUUGCUUUAAGACAAUUACACUUUGGUCUGUUUGACAUGUAUGUUCAUACUAGUAAAAAUGUCGCCAAAUUAGAUUUGUUAAAACUAUGGAAUGAACUCAGAGAAGAAGUUUCAUUAGUGGAAAAUGGUGACACUUUUACAAAGGGUUACGAUUCAUUUGGUCAUAUCAUGAGUGACUCCUAUUCUGCGGGUUACUACGGUUACAUGUGGGCCGAAGUUUUUGCCGCCGAUAUGUACCAUACUCGCUUUGCCGCGGACCCGCUAGAUAGCAAGGCAGGUGUGCAAUACAGAGAUAUUGUCCUUGGACGUGGUGGUCUUUAUGAAACCAAUGAUAACCUGAGAGAAUUCUUGGGAAGGGAACCAUCCGAAGAAGCCUUCCUCAAAGAAUUAGGGUUGAACUGA
Molecule: messenger RNA, 2178 nt
Organism: Zygosaccharomyces rouxii
Lineage: Eukaryota; Fungi; Ascomycota; Saccharomycetes; Saccharomycetales; Saccharomycetaceae
Gene: PRD1
Product: metalloendopeptidase
Exons: 1
Coding region: 1-2178 (725 amino acids)
Biological process (GO): peptide metabolic process; proteolysis
Cellular component (GO): mitochondrial intermembrane space
Molecular function (GO): metalloendopeptidase activity
Source: RefSeq, a predicted model, not a curated record